AUGGAAAAGGCUAAAUACUUUGCAAUUGUUGAACGGUUUAUAGAGCAUUUUAAGAUUCCUAAUGAAGGUGUUAUUGAUAAAUCUCCAAUAGAAGUUUAUGGUAAUUCAGGUUUGACAAUUAUUCUGAAACCUCUAAUUCCAGCUCCACUUUUACAAUAUAGACUAAUAAUUCAUCGUAGAACCACUUUUGACAUCUUGAAAUUCCCCCAGUUUACUAAUCAGUUGGCAAGACUCUGGACUCGUCAAGUAACGUCAAUACCAGGAAGACACAUAGUAGUAGUAGGACAGCCAGGAGUAUAUUACGAAGAGCCAAUGAAAGGUCUUAAACAAAAGUAUAGUUUUGCAGAUAAAGUUGAUGAUUUUGUUAAUUACUUGGAAGUAUUCAUUGAAAAUAUGAAAGUUGAAUUAGACAAACAAGAAAACUUUAAUGUUAAAAAUCUGACUAUUAGAGAUCCAAUAUGUGUGCAAUAUAAAGUUGACAAUCAAAACUUAAAUAAUAAAAACAAAGUAGCUAGUAAUUUGAGACGAAUAAGACACUGUCAAAAAUGUAAACAAGCAGGUCACUAUACCCCUUGA
Funneliformis geosporum is the source of this 576-nucleotide messenger RNA. The record is from the annotation of a GenBank genome assembly. Lineage: Eukaryota; Fungi; Glomeromycota; Glomeromycetes; Glomerales; Glomeraceae.